AAAAAAAUGAAAAAUAGCAAAUAACACAAGCGACGUCUCUUGACUAGGCAACAUAACUCAAAUCAUCUUCUAGUACGUUUGUCUGAGCCUUUCGGUGUCACGGUGAAAUCGUCGUCGUUUGUCUGAGCCUUUCACGUUCGUCAAAACUCCAAACCUAGAAGGAGAGCCGCUCUCGCUCUCGCCGUUAAAGUCGGAGGUCCAAGAUGGGCUAGUGUUAAUUUAGGUAUCUUUAUCUGUAUGCAAUGUUCUGGGAUCCACAGGAGUCUCGGCGUACGCUUAGAUAGAAAGAAAGAAAGAAGUGCCGUGAGCUUGAAGAAAACGUUUCAGACCAAGAGCUACUGCUGGAACAAAAGCACUCUCCUUUCGUUUCUUCAGCUACCAAAUCACUCUCUCUCUCUCCAGAGUAAGGAAUGUCUGGAAAGAGUUAGUUAAACGGUUUCGUUUCUGGCGAGUCCAGUAGGUUCUUUGUUACUUCUUCUCACAGGAGAUGCGCAGAGAGAUAGGGGGCUGAGCUAUUGGGUGUGCCUUGCGUGUUUAAGCCUAAGAAGACUGCUAGCUGUGAGUUGUCCAUCUUUUCAUCUACCAUCUGCGUUGACUUGCUUGGAUAUUCAUGCUCUUAGACUAGCUAAAGCGGCGGUUUGAUUGCCUUAAUUCUCUCCCUUCGACCUUACCCAGCUCUCGGACAAGAGGGUUCCUGAAAGAAUGGGCAUGGUCGGAAGCGAAGAAAAAGAAGGUGCAUCAAUCAAAGCUCUGGGCUCUCUCUUCAAGCUUACCCAAAUCCAUCUAUGGGAAGAUGGGUCGACAGAUACUCGUUUGGUUCCUCUCUUCCAUGAGCACAAAGACAGGUUUGAAGAUAUGGGAUUGAUACAAGAGAUGAAGGCUCUGGGUCUUCCUGUUGCUUUUCAGACAAAUAAGGAGUGGAAGAACAGAACCAAGUCUAUCCACCAAAAGAAAAGAAUCAAGGAUCGAUCAGACGAGGUUAAUGUUGAUGUUGCAUCCCCUCUGAGUUUGUUUGUAUCUGAUUGCUCUCCACAUCAUGCUAUUGGUGGAGAUGAAGAGGUUGAUGCACCCUGUGUGGAAAACGACUGUGUUCAAAUAAGUGCAGUAGAACAAUAUGAUGAAGUUGCUUGCUUGGGAGAUGGAGAUAGAGAUUCUUUGUUGACAUCAGAUGCAACAGAUUCUCAGAGCUACGAACUCGGUGAUGAGCAUGGCUCUAGUGAAUGGAAAGUUUACUGGGAUUCUUUCUAUGGACGCAAUUAUUUUUACAACGUUAUAACACAAGAGUCUACAUGGCAGCCACCUCUUGAGAUGGAGCAUCUUGCUUAUAGCCAUGAAACCCAUAACUUGAAUGGAUUGCCUAUAGAGGCAACAGAGAAGCAGCCUGAUGACUUGCUCGGAGAGUCACCGGUGGUUGAUGUUCCCGCCGAACAAUCUGAUGAUCUUGGUGGGGUUUGUCAAAGUCAAUGUGAAACAAAAUCCCUAGAGGAAGUUAGCAGUUUGAUUGAUACAUACCAAGAAACUUCCAUUGGGAAUCAACUUCUGGAUAUUACUACUCUGGAAGAAGAGGGAAACGGUACAUCUGUUGUAAAAUCAAUUAAGAAGGCUAAAAAGAAGACAAGAAGAACUCGAGCCAAGAAGAUAUUCUCUUGUUCGAACACAGGUGUUCCUGAUGAAUAUUCUGAUGUCCUUGGCAAGUACUGGUGCCAACGAUAUCUCCUCUUCUCCAGAUUUGAUGAAGGCAUUAAAAUGGACGAGGAAGGAUGGUUUUCUGUCACUCCUGAAGCUAUAGCUAAGCAUCAUGCCUCUCGGUGUAGCGGAGGUGUAGUCAUUGACUGUUUUACAGGAGUUGGUGGAAAUGCUAUUCAGUUUGCUUCAAGGAGUCAUUAUGUGAUUGCAAUUGAUUUGGAUCCAAAGAAACUUGAUUUAGCGAAGCAUAAUGCUGCCGUAUAUGGCGUUGCUGAUAAAAUCGACUUUGUGAAGGGAGACUUUUUUGAGUUGGCUCAUAACUUGAAGGCAGGCACUGUGUUCCUAUCGCCUCCAUGGGGAGGCCCUGAUUAUCUUAAAGCGAGUACGUAUGACAUGAAGACAAUGUUGAGACCUCGUGAUGGAGACGCUCUAUUUACUGCGGCCAUGAACAUCGCAUCGACUGUUAUAAUGUUUCUUCCUAGAAAUGUUGAUAUUAACCAAUUGGCAGAACUAGCCUUAUCAACAUCUCCUCCAUGGUCACUUGAGGUAGAAAAGAACUACUUAAAUGGGAAGCUGAAGGCAAUAACAGCAUACUACUUCAGACAAGAUGGUUGUUAAAACUAAGAAUAAGACCGAGAUUCUUCUCACCCAUCAAUGAACGAAUGCCACAUGUAUCUGCAUUUGUGUCAGCUUGUGGAAUUCAAGUGAGAAUGACAAUGGAUUUGGAAUCAUAGUUUUAUGCGUUUGUAUAUAUAAAAUGUGUUUUUUUUUUUUUUUUGUAAACUUUGUGUUAUUAAGAUUACUCAGCCUCUUGUCACACAUUUCUUCAAAGUGUAAACUCGUGAAUGAACUUGUGCAGAAACAUUUAUUGUUACUGUCCAUAACUCGGCUUGUUUGCGUUAUUGUAUCUCGAGUCGACCUUCGUUA
This is a messenger RNA of Brassica napus (rape), 2613 nucleotides long. RefSeq names its product trimethylguanosine synthase-like. The transcript has 16 exons. Bases 703 to 2304 code for a protein of 533 amino acids. Lineage: Eukaryota; Viridiplantae; Streptophyta; Magnoliopsida; Brassicales; Brassicaceae. Gene Ontology annotation, cellular component: nucleus. Gene Ontology annotation, biological process: 7-methylguanosine RNA capping; 7-methylguanosine cap hypermethylation. Gene Ontology annotation, molecular function: protein binding; RNA cap trimethylguanosine synthase activity. The record is from RefSeq and is a predicted model, not a curated record.